AUGGAUAGCAGGGACCCUCUUACCACCGACGAUCCCCCGCGGAAACGCUGGUUUGGUCUCAAAUACACCACGUUUCUUGUGUGUGGCAUCGCGUUGCUCUGGCCAUGGAACUGCUUCCUCAGCGCCUCCGCCUAUUACGGCGAACGUUUCAAGGCGCACGCGUUUCUAUCUGCUAACUACUCCUCCACCAUGAUGACCGUCUCGACAAUUACCUCGAUGGUGGGGAACGUAGUGCUUGCGAGGCGCCAGACGAAAGACUACGCUCUGCGCCUCGUCCGAGGCCAGGUGCUCGCCAUUAUUGUUUUUUUCGUCAUGGCGUUCACGUGUGUAGCGUUUUUGCAUGUUUCGCCCUUCUUUUUCUUCCCCUUUUUGAUGGUGAUGGUUUUUGUCUCGUCCGUGGCGACUUGUGUGGCCCAGAACGGGUGCAUGGCCUUGGUCAACGUCAUGGGCCCGCUCUAUGCGAACGCAGUGAUGGUUGGCCAGGCGGUGGCGGGUGUGUUGCCAUCGAUAGCAUUAAUCCUUUCGAUUUUGCUCGUGGAAAAGUCAAACAAGCCUGUAGCCGAAGAACCAGAGGCAAACUGGGGUUUGUUCCUCUACUUUAUCGCGUCCUGUGUGGUUUCUGGGGCAUCGAUCGUUCUAUUCAAGGUGUCCGCCACCGAUUCAGGAUAUGCGAAUGCCGAUGAGGCGAAUGUGGAGGAACAUUCCAGCUUCGAGCUUGAUUCGGAUGAAAGCCCGGGCAUUAGUAGGCUGAUCCCCCUCAUGUUCCUAUGGUAUCGAUUGAAAUACAUAGUGCUCUCGAUUCUGCUCACGUUCUGUGUGACGUUGGCAUUCCCCGUGUUUGCGUCUACCGUGGAGUCUGUGCGCGCAGACAGUGCUUGGCGGGUGUUUUCCAAGCAGAUCUUCAUUCCCAUGGCGUAUUUGGUGUGGAACAUGGGCGAUUUGGCCGGUAGAGUUGCGUGUGUGCUUCCGGUCUUUUGCGUAAAGGCACCAGCGAUGUUGAUGGCUUACUCCCUCGCGCGCUUGGCCUUUAUUCCGUUGCUUUUCAUGUGCAAUGUUAAGAAUCGUGGCGCUUGGGUCCACUCGGAUCUCUUCUACAUGGCGCUCCAGUUUCUUUUCGGUUUCUCCAACGGCCAGUUGUCGUCUCUGUGCUUUAUGAGUGUCGGAACCUACUUCCAGAAUGAUGAUGAAAAGGCCGCCGCCGGGGGCUUCAGCACGAUUUUUUUGAGUGCCGGGCUCGCCACGGGCAGCUUGCUUAGCUACGUGAUUGUGUAUUUGAUCCACUAG
Messenger RNA from Babjeviella inositovora NRRL Y-12698, 1284 nucleotides. RefSeq names its product nucleoside transmembrane transporter. Gene Ontology annotation, molecular function: nucleobase transmembrane transporter activity; nicotinamide riboside transmembrane transporter activity. Gene Ontology annotation, cellular component: plasma membrane; fungal-type vacuole membrane. The coding region runs from base 1 to 1284 and encodes 427 amino acids. Gene Ontology annotation, biological process: nucleoside transmembrane transport. The transcript has a single exon. Lineage: Eukaryota; Fungi; Ascomycota; Pichiomycetes; Serinales. The record is from RefSeq and is a predicted model, not a curated record.